AAGCAUGCAUUAUAUUUAUAUGUCAUGUAAGCAGCAACACAUUAAGAACUUGGAUUUCUUCUAGUUUGAUUCUUUGGAAGAAGCAUAAUGGAGAGUAGAGCAAGACCAACUUCUAAUUCUCUUGAAAUCCAUUUUGUGGAUAUCCAUGAAGCAUUGCACGAGGAAGAAGAAGGACGAGAAGAAUGGCAGACAAAAAGAGGUGUGAAUAGACAGUUUCAAGUUAGAGAGGCAAAGAGACCCAAUAGGAGUUUUAGCAGGCAAGUUUCGCUAGAGACAGGAUUCACAGCUCUCUAUAAUAGAGAAUCCAAGGCUAAAGAUGAGACAAGGGCUCUUCCAAGAAGUGGACGUAGUUUUGGAGGAUUGAGAACAAUUAAUAGAGUUAAUAUUGGAAAACAAGGAGAUCUUAGUAUCUUCAAGACCAAAGCGACUCUGAAUAAGAAAAAUUCUUUAAUGCCCGGAAAAAAGGAGAAAGAAAUGGAGUCUCAGAGAUUUGAUGGUUCUAAUGGACAUGAUGACCCUGUUAAUGAAGGAGUUCAUGCUGGGAGAUACUUUGCUACUCCCAGAGGACCAGAGCUAGACCAGAUCAAGUAUGAAGACAUUCUCCUUCCAAAAUAUGAGAAAUGGCCCUUCCUUCUUUGAUUCCCAAUUGGUCGUUUUGGCAUUUGUCUUGUAAGUAGCCAAGUUUUCCUAUCUACCAAAUUUCUCCACUUUACACUAUUCGUCAACAUUGCUCUCUGGCUCUUAGCUGUAACUGUCCUAUUCUCAGUUUCCAUCACCUAUAUUCUCAAAUGCAUAUUCUAUUUUGUAGCUGUUAGAAGAGAGUAUUUUCACUCACUUCGUGUCAACUUCUUCUUUGCCCCAUGGGUUGUGUGCAUGUUCCUGGCUAUUAGUGCACCUCCCUUGCUAGCUCCAGCAAAGUUGCACCCUGCCCUUUGGUGCACCUUCAUGGUCGAGCUCAAGAUCUAUGGCCAAUGGCUUUCCGGUGGAAAGAGACGGCUUUGCAAGGUAGCUAAUCCAUCUUCACGUCUUUCUGUAGUUGGAAAUUUUUUGGGGGCAAUUUUAGCUGCUAAAGUGGGGUGGAUUAAAGCAGCUAAGUUCUUGUGGGCAAUUGGCUUUGCACAUUAAAUUGUGGUGUUUGUGACGUUGUAUCAAAGGUUGUCCACAAGCAAAGCAUUGCCCAAGGAACUGCAUCCUGUGUAUUCUAUGUUCAUUACAGCACCAUCUGCAGCAAGUAUUGCAUGGGAAACUAUUUAUGGCGAGUUUGAUGGGUUGUCAAGGACUUGCUACUUCAUUGGAUUGUUCCUCUAUAUUUCUCUAGCUGUACGUAUCAGCUUCUUCACGAGACCUAGGUGCUCAGUGGCAUAGUGGCCUUACACAUUCCGCUUGACAACAGUAUCAGUUGCAACCAUCAAAUAUGCAGAGCAAGUGCCUGGUGUGCCAAGCAAGGUGCUUGCACUUUCGCUUUCUUUCAUGUCAUCAAAGAUGGUAUCUUUACUUUUUGUGUCGACCUUUUUCCAUGUCUUCGUUUGGCAUACAUUAUUCCCCAAUGAUCUUACUAAUAAAAAGUAAAUUUCACCAUUUAUUAUUGAUGCAAAAACUAAGUGAUUGUCUGUGCUCGUACACAUGAUGCACAUGCUAUGUUGUAAAAUUUGCCAUUAUAUUAUGUUCUGUCUGCCAUUUUAUGCCUCCAUGGAAUAGUUGACG
Manihot esculenta (cassava) is the source of this 1704-nucleotide messenger RNA. RefSeq names its product guard cell S-type anion channel SLAC1. The record is from RefSeq and is a predicted model, not a curated record. NCBI's taxonomy places the organism in Eukaryota, Viridiplantae, Streptophyta, Magnoliopsida, Malpighiales, Euphorbiaceae. Gene Ontology annotation, molecular function: voltage-gated monoatomic anion channel activity. Gene Ontology annotation, cellular component: membrane. Gene Ontology annotation, biological process: transmembrane transport; stomatal closure; intracellular monoatomic ion homeostasis.